AAUUAAAGUAUUGUAUAUACAAAUUUAAGUCAAGUUUUUGGAUAUUUCAUUUCUUCAUCAAUAUUUUGACAAGAUUUAUAGCGUGAGCAACCAUAGCUCCACAAGUCAAGCGCCAGUUUGUGAAAAAAGUUCAGAGCAAAUCAAAUAACUAUACGCGAACAAUGUCUGACGAUACUUGCUCGAGUAAUGAUGAGGAGAGUCUGACAAGCAUGACCUAUGAAGUGGAUGCAACGCUCCGAAGACUAUUAAGAGCUGAGCUUGAUGAAAGGGAAGAGGAGCGUGAAGACGAUGUUUCCGACUUUCGUGACUCGAACACAUCAUCCUGGAUUGACGUGGAGGAGAACGAUUCGGAAGAAUCCGUUGAGACCGAGCCUAUGACCACACAAGCAAACGACUCGGGUUUGGAUCUACGACCAGUGCAGGCCUCCAUCGAUCUGAGAAUUCGUCUACCCGCCAACUGGCGUGAGUAUUAUUCGCGUUUACGGACUUAUCGACAGAGAUUACAAUCGCGUCAUGGCAGAACGUCGAGAGCAAUGGACGCUGGUCGUCUGCGCGGUGGACAGCCUGAUAGAGGACAUCCCGUUCCUGCACUGAUUGAUCCUCAAUAUGGGUUAAUUUAUAUCGCCAGCGAAUCGGAAUCCGAAGAAGAAGAGAUACUGAGAACGUGGCCAAUGGUGCCACGUCGUGGCAACAGCGUCAGCGAUCUCAGUGAAUGUAGCAGCGAUGAUGAGCAGCAAAAAAAUGCAGAGCAAAGCAUUUAGUGAGAACUCGUCAAAAAUAUUGAUGUCAAGUGUAACUACUUCCAAAGAUAUAGUGAUAAAAUAGGCACGAAUAAAUAUUAGCAUAAAUAGAAUGGUGA
Molecule: messenger RNA, 859 nt
Organism: Drosophila albomicans
Lineage: Eukaryota; Metazoa; Arthropoda; Insecta; Diptera; Drosophilidae
Exons: 2
Coding region: 162-761 (199 amino acids)
Source: RefSeq, a predicted model, not a curated record